This is a messenger RNA of Strongyloides ratti, 924 nucleotides long. RefSeq lists its product as hypothetical. Lineage: Eukaryota; Metazoa; Nematoda; Chromadorea; Rhabditida; Strongyloididae. The transcript is spliced from 3 exons. The record is from RefSeq and is a predicted model, not a curated record. The coding region runs from base 1 to 924 and encodes 307 amino acids.
AUGACAAUAUUCAAACAUAUUCUCUUUUUAUUUUUUAUUUUUGUUGCUCUAAAUUAUUGUCAAGUUCAAAAUGACAAAACUUCUCAACAAAAAAAAAUUGAAGAAGAAAUAAAAAAAGAACUUCAAGAAGAUGAAGACAUUGGUGUUGUUGAUUAUGAACCAUUUGAUCUUACAAUUGAUGAUUUAAAAAAAGAAUCAAGAAAAGUAACAACAAUAGAUGAACAAUGUAAAUCAUAUAAAGAACACUAUAAAUAUUAUUGUGUCAAGUCAUCAUUUGCUGUAAUGAAUGAAGAAAUAAGAAUUAUAUGUGAAAGAUAUGAUGCUUUUUGUCGUGAUCGUAUGCCUGCAACAGUAGAACAUAUUAGAAGACAAAUUGGUAUGUGGAGAGCUUCUGGAAUGCCAAGGAAUGCUGAAAAAAAAUUAGUUCAAUGUUAUACAAGUUGCCGUGAAACAGAUCCAAUUUGUGUUCAUGCAUGUGAAUGUAUCAAUUUACAAUGGAUUUUUAAUCAAGCAUGUGAAGAUGGUACUAGUGAACUUAAACAUUGGAAUUGUCAUAGAUGGUACACAAAAUGUAAGUCAUUUUGGAGACCAUUACCUGAUAUGACACCAUAUCCUAGAAAUAAAGAAAAUACAGCACCACAUCCUAUUGUUAGAGGAGUUCUAUUUGGAUAUGAUCCAAUAAAUAUUUAUAAAACAUUUAACAAACCAAGAGAUCAUGGAAUAUCAUUUUGGCGUGGUACACAAUCACAUUAUGUUAAUUGGCCAGAAGGUAAAUUGGGAACAGCAUCAACAUUUGAAGUUCCAUUUAUUGGUUUGGAAGGUGUUUAUAAUGCUGUUAAUGUUGGUUUCCCAAAUCCAUCUGCUGGUAUAAGAAAUAUUGUAGGUGAUGUUGGACAAAAUCCUGGUACAGGAAGACGUUUAUAA